Vicia villosa (hairy vetch) is the source of this 786-nucleotide messenger RNA. RefSeq lists its product as uncharacterized. The transcript has a single exon. The record is from RefSeq and is a predicted model, not a curated record. NCBI's taxonomy places the organism in Eukaryota, Viridiplantae, Streptophyta, Magnoliopsida, Fabales, Fabaceae. Bases 1 to 786 code for a protein of 261 amino acids.
AUGUCUGUUUCGGAAGCGGGUCAUUGGCGGGAUGGGGAGUGGUUAUGGGACGUGCAAAAUUGGUUUUAUGGAGAAGAAGAAGAGGAGUUUUUUCUUAUUCAGAUGCUGCUUGGGUUGCUGGUUAAUGUUCCUAUGGUGCAGAACGAGGAAGAUUCGUUCGAGUGGGAACCGGACAAGUAUGGAGGGUUUACGGUCAGCUCUUGUGCGAAAGAAAUCAAGAAAAGAGGGGCUGAGCAGGGUGUGGAUUCAGCUGUAGCAGCAAAGCUAAAUCUUUUGUGGAACUUGAAGGCUCCAUCCAAGGUGAAAAUUUUUGUUUGGAGGCUAAUUUUGGACAGAAAUCCGACGCGACAUCAACUGAAGAAGAAGAGGAUUUUGAUCACUCCUUCUGACUGCUGCUGUGUGUUUUGCUCUAGUGCUGAAGAGGACUCCAAUCAUUUGUUUGUUGGGUGUCCUGUUUUGGAGAAGGUGUGGGAGAAAAUUGGAGUUUGGAUAGGUACGUCGAUUUCGUUAUCAAACCUUGAGUUGAGAAAUUAUCUUGCUUUCUUCGACAAAAUUAAGGUUUUAGACGAAAGAUUAACUGUAGGGAUUAUUUGGAUGGCGGUUGUUUGGAAUUUUUGGAUUAUGAGGAAUGCCAUAGUGUUUAGGGGCUGCACGUUUAGUUUUGACGAAUGUGUCAGUGCGAUAGUGUUAUCCUCUUGGAAGUGGUUUAGAGCAGUUAAUAUUUCUUCUGUGUACUGUAAUUUUCAUGUCUGGAACAUUUUACCUCUAAACUGUAUAAAGAGGUAG